Molecule: messenger RNA, 310 nt
Organism: Staurois parvus
Lineage: Eukaryota; Metazoa; Chordata; Amphibia; Anura; Ranidae
Source: the annotation of a GenBank genome assembly
GGCAUUCCUCAGAGGGGACAUGCACACUGAUCAUCAGGGCACUGAUGAUCAGUGUGCCCUGAUGAUCAGUGUAGCCCCAGCAGUGCCACCUGUCAGUGUCCAUCAAUGCCAACUGUCAGUGCCUACCAGUGCACAUCAAUGCCACAUAUCAGUGCCUACCAGUGCACAUCAAUGCCACAUAUCAGUGUCCCUAUCAGUGCCAGUCAGUGCCACCUAUCAAUGCCAGUCAGUGCCACCUAUCAGUACUGCCAAUCAGUUGCACCUUUCAGUGCCAGUCAGUGCCGCCUUUCAGUGCCAGUCAGUGUAGCCU